AUGACCACAGAGAGUUUUGCAGAGUUCCUGAAUAAGCUCAAGGAAAUCCAUGAGAAAGAGGUCCAAGGUCUGCAAAGCAAGCUGACGGAGCUGACGACAGAGAAGUGCCGCGAUGCUCAGAGAAUUGAAGAGUUGUUUGCAAAAAAUCACCAAUUAAGGGAGCAACAGAAGGUCCUUAAAGAAAAUGUAAAGGUGUUGGAAAACAGGCUGCGAGCAGGUCUCUGUGACAGAUGCAUGGUCACCCAGGAGCUGGCGAAAAAGAAGCAGAAUGAGUAUGAGUCUUCCCAUUUCCAGAGCCUGCAGCACAUCUUCAUCCUCACUAACGAGACGAACCGCCUGAGGGAAGAGAACAAAACUCUCAAGGAAGAACUGAAGAGGCUCCGGAGCCUGGAGGACAGGGCAAAGCCCCCAGGAGUCACCUCCAGAGAAAGCAGCUCCACCCCCAGCUCCCCCUUGGCUUUACUGUCCCCAGCGAGCAGGAACACCGGCAGCGAGAAAGCAGCUCACAGGGGAGCAGAAGAAGCCCACCAUGACGUGGCAGGUCUCGAGCUGCGAGAAGAAAAGCCUGCAGGACAGAGAAGCUCUCCAAGCAGCAGGACUUCCCCGAGCACUGUCCUCCAAGAAGUCAACCUUGCAGAAAUUGCAUCCCAGAGGAUCUCCAACCAGCUGCAUGGAACCAUUGCCCUGGUGAGACCCGGCUCCAGACCCUGCCUCCUGGAAAAAAGUCCUUCGGGAGCAGCAGUGUCCCCACCAGCAAGGAAGACUCCUCUCCCGCCAGAGCAGGAGCGCAGCCCCAGCUUUGAGGCUUAUUUAACAGCAAGCAAAGCGGACUCCCCCAAGGUUACUCCAUCCUACGAAAACCUAAAACUGACUGCCCGGAGAGAGCAGCUCUGCCUCCUCCACAAGCACCUUUCCCUGCACCAGCUGGGGCUGGCAAGAAACUGUGCCUCGGCUGACCGGGACGGCGGCAGCUUCUCCAGCCAUUUGCUCAGGGCCAAAGACACCGACGGUAGGACGCGGCUGCGUGAUGGCUGGGAAGAUCACGCAGCCUUGCUGAAGCUCCCUGCCGCCAUGGUGUACGUGAGGGAUCAGCACCUGGAGGAGAAGCUGCACCUCCUCAAGCACAGGGAGCGGCUGCAGCAUCUCCUCAUGCAGCAGUGCCAGCUGGGCCAGCAGGCAGAUGGAGACCCGCCGCUCGCGCCCGAGGAGCGGCCCCUCUCCCCAUGGCUGAGCAUCCCGCCAGGAUGCAAGGGGGAAAGGUCCUUCCUGGAGGAUGCUGCCGAUGGGAAGGAAGAGAAGGAGCUUUGGCUGACCCGGGAUGGCUCCGAGCUCCAAGAAAAGGUGAAGGCGGCAAGGGAUGAUGGUGCAGAUGCGCCGCUGGAUCUGUCAGACUCUGGCCGUGGCAGGGAAACAGGCUGGGGCCACUUGCGCUUCUCCUGCUGCUGGCCCAAUGCCACCCAGGCACCGCCUGGUGCUGUCAAGGAGGAGGAGGAGGAGAAGGAGGAAGAAGCAGCUGUGCUCACGCUCUCACGGGCACAUCCAACAAACAACUCCACACCAAGCGAUCCUGAGGCCCUUCCAGAGACCGGGGGGAGACUGGCUGUCGGCGCACAGAAGGGAGAAGCAGAUGACGACGAUGCUGAGUCUGAGAAGCAGGAAUCUGAUGAGCCAGACACGACGGACAGUGAGGCGGCUGCCCCAUAUGAAGAUGAUAUCCUACAAGAAGCCCAGGCUGACGAGAAAUAUUUUUGCACCAAAGGCAAAGCUCAUGAGAUGCAGAAGAAGAGAAAAAGAGGACAGGAUCCCUGGACAAAAGGAGCUAAGAAGUCAAUGAGGGGAAGAAAGAAAGUCAAAGUGGAGCAGUGCUCAGCAGGGGUCACGAAGGAGCUGGAGAACUGCUCCGCUUCCCACGACGAUACCUCCAAGGAGAGCUAA
This is a messenger RNA of Egretta garzetta (little egret), 1935 nucleotides long. It is a transcript of the gene RBBP8NL, whose product is annotated as RBBP8 N-terminal like. The coding region runs from base 1 to 1935 and encodes 644 amino acids. Gene Ontology annotation, biological process: double-strand break repair via homologous recombination; DNA double-strand break processing involved in repair via single-strand annealing. The transcript is spliced from 13 exons. The record is from RefSeq and is a predicted model, not a curated record. Gene Ontology annotation, cellular component: site of double-strand break. Gene Ontology annotation, molecular function: double-stranded DNA binding; flap-structured DNA binding; Y-form DNA binding. NCBI's taxonomy places the organism in Eukaryota, Metazoa, Chordata, Aves, Pelecaniformes, Ardeidae.